Cordyceps fumosorosea ARSEF 2679 is the source of this 1863-nucleotide messenger RNA. RefSeq names its product RING finger domain-containing protein. Lineage: Eukaryota; Fungi; Ascomycota; Sordariomycetes; Hypocreales; Cordycipitaceae. The transcript has a single exon. The coding region runs from base 1 to 1863 and encodes 620 amino acids. The record is from RefSeq and is a predicted model, not a curated record.
AUGUCUCUCGUCGGACUCUACAAUGGGGUGCUACUCUUCAGUAACCCCUCCUGGAACGGCGCCGGCACCGUCCCUGUCUCCCUCAUCCGCAACAUCACCGACGUUGCUCAGGAUCUGGGAUACGAGCAGCAUCUCAAAAACAACCUCACCACGCUCUCGACAAACGGUGCCCAAACCCUCAACGGCGUCAUCCAAGGCCUCCUCUACGUCCCCGACAUCUCCACCGUCGCCUCGUGCAACGCUCAGCAGUACGACUUCAUCCCCCACAACGUCACUCGCAGAGCCCAACUCCCGCCCGCGAAUUAUAACCUCAUCGCCCUCGCCCCCUGGUUCAGCAUAGACUGCGUCCAGGCCUACCUCGCCUCGGCCCGUCUUGAUCCCAUUCGCGCCUUCAUCUUCUACAAGCCCAACAACUCGACCGAUAAGCCCCAAGGUCCCGACUCGGCCGUAUGGAAUCUCGACGACGGCGGCGCCUGGAAGGAAUCCAGGUUCCCUAUCUUUGCUAUUCCAGGCAUCGAGGGCCAGCGUAUGAUGACUCAACUGAGUCUCUACUCCGGAACCGCCGACACCGUUCCCCACGGCGCCGAAAUCAUGCAGCGAUACGGAACAAGCCAAAGAGACUACGUCAGAAUCUGGGCCCAGCUCACCAUGAAGGGUCAAGCCAGCCUACCUUCACUAUGGGUCUAUUUUCUUAUAGUUAUUGGCGCCCUCCUCUUCAUUGUCGCCUCCGUAUCGCUCACCAUGCAUUUCUUCCAGCGCCGCCGCCGCACUUCUUUGCGCAAACGUGUCGAGUCUGGCGAAGUUGAUCUUGAGGCCAUGGGCAUCAAGCGAUUAACCGUCCCCGCGUCCCAUGUCAAGGAUUUCCCGCUCUUUACUUACACUAGCCAACCCGAGCUCGCACACGACCUCGCAACCCCCUCUUCCGAGGUCACCGUGACUAUGCGAUCCGGCAAGGGUAAGAAGAGGCGCAGAGGCGACCGCCAUAGCAACUCAUCUGCUACCGUCGUCUCGGAAGGCGUCCAGACCUUGCGUAGCCAGCGCUCUGCUGUAACCGGAAAGGCUGACACAACCGCCACCAACUUCCAACCACAGUGUCACAUCUGCCUCGUCGAGUUUGAAGAUCGUGCUAGUGUCAUCCGCGAACUGCCAUGCCACCACAUCUUCCACCCGAUCUGCAUCGACGAGUUCCUUCUCCGCAACAGCUCGCUCUGCCCCAUGUGCAAGCAGUGCAUGCUGCCGCCGGGCUACAGUCCCAAGAUCACCAAUGGCAUGGUCCGCCGCGAGCGCGCCCUUCGCAAGCUUCGAGAACGAGUCGAUUUUGACGACUCUUCUAUUGAAUCUGGCGACGUCAAGUACAAGGGAUGGAGCAAGCCAGGCUGGGGAAAGCGCUUUUUCCACUCGACGUCCUCGUCGGGUGAGACUCGGGACAUUGAGCUCGAGAAGCGACAACCAUCGCCGCCUGAGCGCCCCAGCGGAGAGGACUCCACCGGACGGCCUGGAAAUGGGAGCGAUGAGAGCCCUGGAACUGGAGCCCAGGAAGCGACCGCGACGACGACGCCGACGCCGACAGCCGUGCCACCGGCGACACAACCUGCUGUCCCGCAGCCGGCUGUUUCUGCCCCGCCUCCGAAGAAGACCCGCGCGCGCAAGUCCAAAGCCCGACCCUUGCAUGUUCUGCCCACGCAGCCCGAAGGCGCAGAACUUCGAACAGGGUUUGCCGGCUUUGUUGGCCGUAGCAGUCCGUCCUCGUUUGCGCGUGAGCGCAUGCGAGAGAUUGCUAACCAGAAUGCGCCGUUUGAUGAUCCCGACCAAUCGCGGCCCAAGUGGCGCCGUGCGGUCACAAAGGUCUUUCCGGGGUUAUAG